Molecule: messenger RNA, 1364 nt
Organism: Rhodamnia argentea
Lineage: Eukaryota; Viridiplantae; Streptophyta; Magnoliopsida; Myrtales; Myrtaceae
Exons: 5
Coding region: 726-1196 (156 amino acids)
Biological process (GO): maturation of SSU-rRNA from tricistronic rRNA transcript (SSU-rRNA, 5.8S rRNA, LSU-rRNA)
Cellular component (GO): nucleolus
Source: RefSeq, a predicted model, not a curated record
CAGAUUGAGCUUGCUGAAGCGGGACUGCAAAAGAGAAUGACGAAGAAGAAACAACCGAGCCGUGGGAAGAGGGAGAUGGGUCCUGAAUUGGACAUCAGGGCGAUCAUGAGGAAUGUCGAGUUCGUAGAUGCGAGCUUACGGUUUCCAAAAUUGUGUUAUACAAGAGCUUGCAAGCUAUUAUGCUAUUGGUCGGUUGAAUACCUGGGGAUACUUAUGAGGCUUGUGGGUUUGGUGACGUGCCUGUUGGAAUUUCUGAUGCUUACAAUGAGAAGCAGAGGCAAAACAUACGAUAAGCACAUUUAGGCAAACUUCAUUUGGGCAAUCUUAUUGAUACCUACGGCAUCAAAUUUGAGCCUCUCGCACUGUCUUCGGAGGACAUAAUCCAACACCAUGUACCAUAGUGUGUGCCUCUCGUGAAACAGUGACACAUAAGUCCCACCAUGGUCCAUUACCUGUAGUCAUGUUUCGGUGGUGUUAUGGAGAUGCCUGUGCUGAAGUUUGCCGAUGCAAUCGGCCAUCUUUGGGUUUGGUGUCAUGACAUUCAUGAAGGAGCUAGAGACACUUUAGGAAAAUACUCAGGAAUGACUUGCGUUGUGAAUCUAAGCUUGAGCUUGGCUGAGUUUUUAUCGGGGGAUUUGCUGCUUUCGUAUCCACCUGCGGUAUGCUGUGGGGUCCUUUAUUAAAUUCGACACAGCAGAUGAUUAGUGUUCUGAUUUUGUGGGGGUAUGACGGAGUAUGUUUAUGGUGAAUCCCCGGUUUUAGUUUUGCCAGGGUCCUCUCAUAUGACAUGGAAAGAGAGAAAGGAGCUAGAGAAUAAGAAGGUGGUUUCCUUAGGUGGUAAGGCACCUAAGAAGCAGCGACUUCCUCUGAGCGUGGCUCGACCCAUGAUGAAGAACCAGAAGAAAAGAGAUGAGAAAAUGUGGCAAGAGAAUAUGAUCCUUCAACGAUUUGGGGGUAGGUCUAGUAGUUGGAGCAGCGCAGGGAGGCUGGAGGAGAGGCGCAAGCCCGAGGACAGGGUAUUGAAGUCCAUUGAUGGUCAUUUCAAGAAAGGGGUCCUCGAUGUGAAGCAUUUACUUCGACCAACCCCUUCCGGAGAUGGCGAGAACAAUAAGAGGACUAGUGUCGGUGGGAAAGGCAAGAAGAAAGCUGGGAAGAAGUCCCGAGGAAAGAAGCGGGGUGGUAAGAAGCGCCACUAACCGGCAGUCUGCUAAAUUUUUGAGUUCCUUGCAACAGAACAGAUGGAGAAUGCUGACCAACUCUGCUCUGGAUGGUUUGUGCUGGGGAUACAUUCUCUAGGAGACUGUCCCGUCCAAUGUAUCAAAGAUUCCAUUGUGCAACGAAAUUUCUUUGUAGUUGUUUUUUUG